AUGAGUGCAGAAGAGAUAAAGACAAUAGGCUCCGUCAUAAUUCUGGACCAAGUGAUCGGUCUACCAGAAAAGGAGAAUUUCAUUCUUAUCUUGGACAAUACGACGAUGUCGUUAGUAAAUUCUGUUUGUGGACAGUUCGCCCUUUUUGAUAACGGUUGUAUCUUAUUAGAACACAUCGAAUCAAAAAGAGACUAUGUUCCGGGAGUUUGUGCCAUUUAUUUUGUUGAGCCCACAAGUAAUAAUGUUUCCUUGAUAUUGGAGGAUUUUAAGGAGAUCAAGUCGUUUAUCGGUGCUGAGGGUUGUAUUGACCGAAUCACCUACUGCGGAAUGGAGGAUCAGAGUGGAGAAACCGUUUUGUAUGACAAGGUGGCACUACGUUUCAAAGGAGGUUUCCUUGUUUUAUUUUUUUUAUCUAUUCAGAUCUAA
This is a messenger RNA of Blastocystis hominis, 426 nucleotides long. RefSeq lists its product as hypothetical. Gene Ontology annotation, biological process: vesicle-mediated transport; intracellular protein transport. Bases 1 to 426 code for a protein of 141 amino acids. The record is from RefSeq and is a predicted model, not a curated record. Lineage: Eukaryota; Bigyra; Opalinata; Blastocystidae. The transcript is spliced from 5 exons.